CUGGGAAAACCAUGUUAGAUUAAUUUUCUGAAAGAAUACGGCUUCGUAUGCUACUUAGGAAGCAUUAAAACCCGAUCGCGGAGGUUAGACUAACCCCAUUACUCAAGCCUCCGAAAUUCGGGCAUCAACGGGUGUGUCACGCAAUCCGACACCCUUCCCCCCAACAACAUCCGCCGCAAAAGUGGUAACAGCAAACCGCCUCCUCAGAUUGACUAAACCAGACAAACUCCCCCAUCGAACCACCUCCAACAUGGCGCCCUCAGCUCACGGCACAUAUCCCUCGGACGACGAGCGCUUCGCCAUCUUCCCCAGCCGGCGCAGCGUCGUGCACGGCACCAAGGGCGUCGUUAGCACGACCUCGCCGCUAGCAACGCAGGCCGGGCUCCGAAUCCUGCGGGAGGGAGGCAACGCCGCUGACGCCGCCAUAGCAGCAGCAGCAGUCCUCAACCUCGUAGACCCGUCCAUGACAGGCAUCGGCGGCGACGCCUUCGCGCUGUACCACGACGCGCGGCCGGGCGGCAAGGUGCACGCGCUCAACGGGUCCGGGCGGUCCCCCGCGGGGCUGACGCUGGAGCGGGGGCGCGCGAGCCUCGGCAUCCCCGACGGCGUCGAGGCCGGUGCCGGGAGGGGCUUCCCGACGACGUCUGUGCACUCGGUCACCGUGCCCGGCGCGGCUGCCGCGUGGGUGGAUGUCGUGGAGAGGUUUGGGUCAGGGAGGCUGUCGCUGGGGAGGGUGCUUGCACCGGCGAUUGAGAUGGCCGAGGAGGGGGUUGCUGUUAGCGAGCUGGCGAGUUAUUACUGGGUGCAGACUGAAGCUGAGCUCAGGGAGAAACCCAAUGGAGUGGAGUUGUUGAAGCCAGACCCGGACGCCCCGGGGGGUUUCAGGGCCCCGCGGGCGGGCGAAUUCUACAAGAACCCGCUGCUCGCGAAGACCUUUCGACUCCUCGCCGAAAAUGGCAGCAAGGGAUUCUACGAAGGGUCCGUGGCUCAGGCCAUCGUUGAUGUGACAGCAAGCUUGGGAGGCUACCUCACACUGGAUGACCUGCAGCGUCACGGCGAGCGAGGCAGCGAAAUCACAGAGGCAAUCCCGAUCCGCUUGAACUCUCACCUCGCCUCCUUCGGCGACAAAGCGGACGAGGCUAACCUGGAAGCGGGAGCAAUCGACUUGUGGGAGCACCCUCCCAAUGGACAAGGCAUUGUCGCGCAGAUGGCCCUGGGCAUCCUGCAGGAGCUCAUCGGACAGGGAAAGAUUGCGAAAUUCGAGCCCGAAGAGCACAACUCGGCAAGGUACCUCCACGCAGUAAUCCAAGCCCUCCGCAUCGCCUUCGCCGACGGAAGCUGGUUCAUCACAGACCCAGACUCCUCCCCCCUCUCCCCGCUCUCCCUCAUCUCCUCGGCCUACCUCUCCACCCGCGCCUCGCUCUUCGACCCCACCAAGGCAACCACGCCAUCGGCCCACGGCUCCCCCUCCUCAGUCCACCGGACCAGCGACACCGUCUACCUAGCCGCCACGGACGCGGCCGGCAACGCCUGCUCGCUCGUCAACAGCGUGGCCGACACGUUCGGGUCGCGCAUCGUGCCCCGGGGGACGGGCCUCGUCCUGCACAGCCGCGGCUCGGGGUUCCACCUGGAUGCCGGGCACCCCAACGCGCUGGCGCCGGGGAAGAGGCCGUACAACACGAUCGUGCCGGCGAUGGUGACGCGGGCCGCGGGGGGGGACCUGCAUACCGUGUUUGGGGUCAUGGGGGGCGCGAUGCAGCCGCAGGGGCAUGUGCAGGUGCUGCUUAACAUGGUCAUGUUUGGGAUGAAUCCGCAGGUUGCGCUGGAUGCGCCGAGGGUCUGCGUUGGGGUUACGUUGCCGGGGAAGUCGACUGAUCCGAGCAAGAGUGUGGAUAAUACUGUUUACUUGGAGGAGGGCAUAAGCGAGGAGGUCGGGCGGGAGCUGGAGGGGAUGGGGCAUGAGGUUAAGUAUGUUAGGGGCAUGGCGAGGUCGCUUUUUGGUCGGGGCCAGGUUAUCAGGGUCCAUGAUGAUCCGGUCGAUGGUCGGAGAAUCCAUUCCGCGGGGAGCGACUUGAGAGGAGAUGGGAUGGCGGCCCCGCUAGUGUGAAGGGAAGAAAGAGAGAAUUAAGCAAGGCUUCCAAUUACAGACAUCAAAGACCAAGACUCUUCCAGGGACUGCCGGAAGACGAUGAACAAUUGCCCUUCAACCUGAUAGUAAUAAUUAUCAUUAAGCUCAACUUCAAGAAUAUCGAUUAGACGUCGCUGUUUCAGAUUUUGGUAUCUCUGCAUGCAUUACGGCAUAGUAAUGUACCGCGUUUGACUGUUUGUGAUGCG
Phialemonium atrogriseum is the source of this 2334-nucleotide messenger RNA. RefSeq names its product gamma-glutamyltranspeptidase. The record is from RefSeq and is a predicted model, not a curated record. The coding region runs from base 251 to 2107 and encodes 618 amino acids. Lineage: Eukaryota; Fungi; Ascomycota; Sordariomycetes; Cephalothecales; Cephalothecaceae. The transcript has 4 exons.